Molecule: messenger RNA, 1212 nt
Organism: Nematostella vectensis (starlet sea anemone)
Lineage: Eukaryota; Metazoa; Cnidaria; Anthozoa; Actiniaria; Edwardsiidae
Exons: 1
Coding region: 1-1212 (403 amino acids)
Source: RefSeq, a predicted model, not a curated record
AUGAUUUCUGACCACCAUGCCAUACACUGUGAACUUGACCUUUGCAAACCACAGUUUGCGAAGAAAGUUGUGAAUUUCAGAAAGCUUCGAUCGGUUGACAUAGACCAACUUUCUGAAGACCUUCUCAACUCUGAACUUUUUCAAAACCAACAAGUGAAUAUUAAUAACCUGGUUAUAAAGUAUGACAACACCCUUAAGGCACUGUUAGACAAGCAUGCUCCACUAAAGGCGAAACUUGUUACCAUCCGCCCAAAAGCUGCCUGGUAUACACCCGAGGUCUCUAAGGAAAAGAGAAAGAGACGGCGCUUAGAGAGGAAAUGGGUUUCCACUGGUCUCCCAACUGACCGUGCUAAUUAUGCUUACCAGUGUGGGGUAGUCUACAAUCUUAUUGAUUCACUAAAGACCUCAUACUACACAUCGAUCAUACAGGAGCAUUCUUUGGAUCAAAAGGUUCUUUUCAAAACCAUUAACAAACUUCUUGAGAAGAAGUCAGUUCAAUAUUACCCAGUUGCCUUCUGUAGUGAGGUAUUAGCCAACAACUUUGCUGGUUUCUUAAAUGAAAAAAUAUCUAAAAUCCAUCUAGAUCUAAUGGAACAGCAAACCAUGGUUGGCCCCAACCCUUAUUGUGACCAUACGUGUACAGUAGAAAUGAGUGAAUUUGAUGUAAUUUCGGAAGAUGAUGUUAAAAUCUUAGCUCACAAGCCUAUAUCGAAGUCUUGUAAUCUUGAUCCUUUGCCGGCCUCCCUCUUAAAGGGAUGCUUUAGUACACUCCUUCCUAAAAUAACCAGGAUUGUUAAUGCCUCGCUUUCAUCAGGUGUAAUGCCUGAUCCAAUGAAAGUUGCUGAACUUCACCCUUCAUUGAAAAAGCACAAUGCCAAUCACCUACUUUACCCUAACUUUCGUCCAGUCUCUAACCUACCGAUGGUUUUUAAGGUGAUCGAAAAAGCUGUUGCUGAACAAUUGACAAAGCAUAUAGUUAGCAAUAAUUUGGAUGUUUCCCUCCAAUCUUCUUAUAAGAAAUUCCAUUCCACGGAGACAGCUCUUAUUAAGGUGCUGAAUGACAUCUUAUGUGCCAUUGAUGGUGGAAACUCGGUAUUGAUGCUACUGCUUGACCUGUCGGCGGCAUUUGAUACCGUUGAUCAUUCCAUUCUUCUUUCACGUCUCUCAUUGAGUUAUGGCCUGACUGGCAAUGUUCUCGCUUGGUUCCGCUGA